UUGUUUUCUUCGGGGGAUUCGCGCCUGUGACGCGCGCGUGACGCCUCGCGGCCCCGGGGUCACACUUUGUUCUUUUUGUUUUGGACUUUUUUGAAGCGUGCGCUCGUGCGCGUGGCGCUGACCUCUCGUGCUGACCUCUCGUGCUGACCUCUCGUGCUGACCUCUCGUGCUGACCUCUCGGGGCGCGCGCGGCGCUCGUGCGUGUGGAUGUUCGGCCUGAUGCUGGAGCCGGAGCUGCAGACGGCGGUGCGCGCGCACAGGUCAGACCCGGAGGCGCACGCGGGGCCGCAGCCCGGGGCCGGCGGGGGGAAAGUGUCCGCGGAGCGGAUCAAGAGGCCCAUGAACGCCUUCAUGGUCUGGUCCCGGGGCCAGCGCCGGAAGAUGGCGCAAGAAAAUCCCAAAAUGCACAACUCCGAGAUCAGCAAACGUCUGGGCGCGGAGUGGAAGCGCAUGACGGAGGCGGACAAGCGGCCGUUUAUCGACGAGGCGAAACGUCUGCGCGCGAUGCACAUGAAAGAACAUCCGGACUACAAGUACCGGCCCCGCAGGAAGACCAAGACUCUGCUCAAGAAGGACAAGUACUCUCUGGCGGGAAACCUGCUGUCCGCGGGCGCGUGCCAGCGCCUCGAGAGCCCCGGGGCCGCGGGCCACGCGGCGUACGCGGUGAACGCGGUGAACGGCUGGAGCGGCGGCUCGUACCCGGGGCACGUGGCCGUGAUGCACGAGGCGCAGCUGUACGCUCACCCGCACCACGCGCACGCCAGCCCGCAGCACGUGCACCGCUACGACAUGAGCGCGCUCUCGUACAGCCCGGCGCCGCACGCGCAGGGCUACAUGAGCGCGUCCCCGCCGGGCUACGGAGGCCUCACCGGAUACACGCACGCGCACCCGGGUCAGAGCGCGUCUCCGGGCGUCAAACACGAGCCCAGUGCGAGCCCGCCCGCCUCCUCCGCCGCCCGCGCGCCCUGCUCCGCGGGAGACCUGCGGGACAUGAUCCGCGUGUACCUGCCCCCCGCGGAGCACGCGGACCCUCUGCCCAGACUGCACGCGCUGCACCCGCAGCACUACACGAGCGGCGGCGCGGCGAGCGGCACCGUGCCGCUCACGCACAUUUGA
Messenger RNA from Boleophthalmus pectinirostris (great blue-spotted mudskipper), 1116 nucleotides. RefSeq names its product SRY-box transcription factor 1b (gene sox1b). The transcript has a single exon. Gene Ontology annotation, biological process: regulation of DNA-templated transcription; anatomical structure morphogenesis; cell differentiation. The record is from RefSeq and is a predicted model, not a curated record. Gene Ontology annotation, molecular function: DNA-binding transcription factor activity, RNA polymerase II-specific; RNA polymerase II cis-regulatory region sequence-specific DNA binding. Lineage: Eukaryota; Metazoa; Chordata; Actinopteri; Gobiiformes; Gobiidae. The coding region runs from base 208 to 1116 and encodes 302 amino acids.